UGACACCUUCUGGUUACCCUGCUUUGAGAGGCAGAGUAUCAGAUUCAUACUCUUGUGGUGCGACUCAAGAAAAUGGAUCAGCAAAAGUUUAUUUACACAGGUUAUAAAUACGCAAAGGUGGAGAUCCGUCAAAGAGGAAGGGAGUUCCAAAGUCCUGGAGUCGCACAAAGGCUGUGUCUCCUUUGUUUUUUUUAAGGGGGACAAUUAAUGGGAUGUCAAGGCCCUGAUGGGGGUGAAGUUCCAAGAUGUAAAUUGGUGUCUGGAAGAGGAGGAUUUGCUUGAAGCCGUACGAUUGCCAGCUGUUUAAGAGACAUGAGCUAGAGGUGUUAUGGUAGAAUUAUGAGAGCACAGGGAAAAUCUUCAUUUGGGAAAAACACUAUCUGACACUAGACCUUAAAACACUUUUGUUGGUUUAUAAAUCUCUUAACAGCUUUGCACCAAAAUACAUUAAAGACCUGUUGCUGUUGUAUCAACCAUCCAAACCACUUAGGCCCUGUGGGUCUAAUCUGCUCAUUGUGCAUACAUUGUCUUUUAAAUUAUUAGAAACAUUGUUUAGAAUAUCUGAACCAAAAUCAAGGUAUCCAAGGAGACCAGGCAUGCCUUUCUCUGCAUUUUCCAAAAAAUGGAAUCCCAGAACUAGAUGCCAACAUGAAUAAGAUCUUCCUAAACCAGAAACUUCACAAAUCACUGAAACACUGUAAAAGCAAAGAUGUCUCGGUGAACAAAUAAAUGAAUCAAAUUGAUUCAAUGGAAACAUGAUUUGUUUUCAAGCAGGUCAAAUUACUGAAAAUCUAAUGUAUUUUUUUAAAAAAAUAUUGAUUAGAAGUAAAAAGUAUUAUUUAUUGUACCAAGGUGCCCAUGGAGACCAAAUAUGGUUUUUCAGAGCAUUUUUUAAAAAGGGGGACAAAAAUGUCGUAGUUUCCCAGCAACUGGUUCUCAUCAACAGCUGUGAUUGACUGGCGCAUCUGUCUCAGCUCCACCGUGAAAUGAUUCUAUUGAAAGAGGGCCUGUUUCAGGGCUUUUCCCUGUUGAUGAUUGGCUUGGGGUUAGCCAUUGGGUUUUUGCUGAGGCAUGUGGUUCCUAUCACUCAAGAUCAAAUGAAUUGGGUGAAAGUCCCAGGAGAUUUACUUUUUGACAUGCUUGAGUUUUUUGCUAUCCCUCUCAUUGUGACAAGGGUGAUUGCAGAAGUAACUGGAUUAAAAAGCAAAUUGCCUGGGAAAACAGGCAUCUUCACAACAACGUACAUCUGUGGCUCUACCAUUCUGGCCGUAUCUAUUGGAAUGACUCUAGUGAUCCUGGUCAAGCCAGGUAUGGAUUACACAGAUUUUGACAGAAGAACCGUUAACACAGACAUGCCAUCCUCCUCUAUGCAUGUGCUUUUCAUGGAUAUUAUUAGGAACAUUGUUCCAGAGAGCUUCGUUCAGGCUUUCUACGAGAGGUACAAGACAGAGAUUAUUCCGGUUCAAUUAAGAACUUCUAGAAGACUCUCCGUUGAUCCCUCAGUAAAACAAAAUGGCACUGAGAUGCAACUGAGAGGCAAAUAUGUUGCUGGAGCCAACAUGAUAGGACUGAUCUUCUGGUCUUUCACCAUCGGAUUCAUGUUAAACAGGGUGGGAAUCAAGGCCAAAGCCACUGUGAAGUUCAUCAGAAUCCUCAGCAAUGCAAUAACAAUCAUAUACAACUGGAUGCUAUGGUACUUGCCAAUAGGCCUUUUGUUCCUGGUUCUGGAGCACGUGUUGGAUAUUGAUGACUGGAGCACGUUCAUGAAACUUGUCAGAUAUAUAGGGGUACUUUUUCUAGGGCUUGGAAUCCACUCCUUUCUUGUUCUUCCAUUGAUUUACUUUGUGUUCACCCAACGAAACCCCUUUCUCAUCUUCAUUCAGGUUUCCAAGGCUUUGUUCACCUCAUUGCUCAUGGGGUCCAGCGCCGCCACUCUUCCAAUCACCAUUCAAUGCUGUGAAGAGAACUUGAAGGCCAAUGCAAGAUUCUGCAAGCUCAUGUUGCCAAUAGUUGCCACCAUCAACAUGAACGGGUUGGCACUGUAUGAAGUGAUCUCCAUCAUGUUUUUUGCCCAGAUGAGUGACAUCCUUUUGGAUUUCAGCCAGUUAAUCACCAUUUGCUUGACCUGUUGCAUUUCAAGCUUUGCAGCUGUCGGUGUUCCAGCAACGGGAUAUGCAGCCACUGUCCUGAUUUUCACAUCUGCGGGACUACCUGCACAUAAUGCCUCUCUUCUGCUGCUCUUUGAGUGGUUUUUAGGCCAUUUCACUACCAUAGUCAAUGUGCUAGGAGACUGUUAUGGUGCGGCUCUCAUCAGUCAUCUGUGCAAAGAUGAGCUCUUGACCCUGGACAAAUUAACAAGAGAAAGAUCCUCCAUAGCAGUGGCGGAGCCAGAGGAGUGGCCGGGGUGGCACUUGCCACCCCCAACAGAGCCCUUGCCACCAGUGGCGGAGUCAGAGGGGUGGCCGGGGUGGCACUUGCCACCCCCAACAGAACCCUUGCCACCAGUGGCGGAGCCAGAGGGGUGGUACUUGCCACCCCCAACAGAGCCCUUGCCACCAGUGGCGGAGCCAGAGGGGUGGUACUUGCCACCCCCAACAGAGCCCUUGCCACCAGUGGCGGAGCCAGAGGGGUGGCCGGGGUGGCACUUGCCACCCCCAACAGAGCCCUUGCCACCAAGGGCGGAGCCAGAGGGGUGGCCGGGGUGGCACUUGCCACCCCCAACAGAGCCCUUGCCACCCCUACUGCCACCCCACUGGAAAUGCAUACGUCCCACCACUGAGCUGGAGCUGGACUUACUCUGUUUGGAGUCCGACAACGAGCUCAUCCCUUCCUCUUCCGCAGGAGGUAGUUCACCUACGUGAGGGGAUCAUCUCAGCACCAUAUUAGCCCCUACAUAAAAAGCCUGAGGACAGGAAUGUCAGCGUCCUGGGGUGUCUGAGCUGAUCAUUUCCUUGUUUUAAUAUAAUUGUUGCUAUCA
Messenger RNA from Poeciliopsis prolifica (blackstripe livebearer), 2977 nucleotides. RefSeq names its product excitatory amino acid transporter 3-like. Gene Ontology annotation, cellular component: plasma membrane. The transcript is spliced from 14 exons. Bases 987 to 2861 code for a protein of 624 amino acids. The record is from RefSeq and is a predicted model, not a curated record. Gene Ontology annotation, molecular function: L-glutamate transmembrane transporter activity; neutral L-amino acid transmembrane transporter activity; glutamate:sodium symporter activity. NCBI's taxonomy places the organism in Eukaryota, Metazoa, Chordata, Actinopteri, Cyprinodontiformes, Poeciliidae. Gene Ontology annotation, biological process: L-glutamate transmembrane transport.